Messenger RNA from Caenorhabditis auriculariae, 13985 nucleotides. Lineage: Eukaryota; Metazoa; Nematoda; Chromadorea; Rhabditida; Rhabditidae. The record is from the annotation of a GenBank genome assembly.
AUGAAUGUCUCGGAAGCCGUGCGGUUGAAAGUUGAACGGCAUGCUGGAAAAGUCGGUCGGUCGGUUUGGAAAACUAGGCCGCGCCGCAGUUUUGCUCCAUGGAAAAUCGAAUUUCAGAUACUUUUUUCCCUUUUUCUAUAUUUUAACUUUCUUUUCAUCAGUUUUCUAGGAUAUGGGACACAUGCUCCUCACUUCGAACUGAACUGUUUCUUAUUUAUUAUCGUUUUUCUCGGUAAUGUUUUACGUUUUACUGGAUCAAAAAAAAAAAGAAGUUGGAAAUUCUAAGUGUUCCAUGGAGCGAAAUUGCGUCGUUGCCUAGUUUUCCAAACCGACCGACCGGACCAACCGACUUUUCCAGCAUGUCAAGUUGAACGGUGACAGAAAGUAAGAGCCAUUGUAGGCCUCAGCGCUGACCAGACCGACAAACAUGCGGCGGGGCAUUUUACUGGUGAAAAGUGUGUUGGCGAGCGCGUCCAAACGGCCCGAUUCGAUCAAAAAAAGAGUUUAGUCUGGACCAGCGCCCGAGCUCGUUCGCAAGACCUUCGGCCACAUCAAACUCGUUGACCAGCGCAUAAACAUCCGUGAUAUUGAAGCGGUACUUAACGCUGUUUUGUUGAAAGAUUCGAUCAGAAACUCGCUCUUGUUCGGAUACACUGUCAGUUUGACGUUGCAGAAACUGAUUGACAUUGAUUCAUGAGGUAGAUCGAGAGAUUGCAUGCUACUUGACAAGACUUGCCCCCUUUGACCAUCUCAUAGCGAGUCUUUUAUCCAGCGCUGCUCAUAUCAUCAAGUUUUGGCUCAUGAGUAUAGCCAGCAAUCGAAAGAGUAGAGUUUUUAACGUUCGAAUCCAGCAUAAGGGUUGAUUCCAAGUAGCUUUUAGACUUGCUGGGAGUUUAUGUGCAAAGUAAUAGUCCGAAUAAUUGAAUGGGCAGUAUUAUUUAUCGGGGCAUAAGUAGUCACGUCCUCGGGUUUUACGCCAGCAGGGGAAUGACUGGAUUACCAAACUCAUCGGUUAUUUUGAACGUAAAUAAAAUCCAUGUUCGUUUCAGGUUCAAAUAAGAUCUUGAAUUGUUUGUCAGAGUAAAUUCUGGGAAUGUCGAACAAAUGGCGUCUGACCCCCGAACAAACUUCUCACACGCAUCAGGGCUUCUCCGUCCGCUUCGGACCAAUAUUCUCUUGAAAAUCUCUUUGUUAUUUUAUUGAAAAUAUGUAAUAGUCACUUUUUCCCCUCAUUUCUCACAAAGUAGUCUUAUAUUCAAGUCCCUCAACAGAUACCCUUUCGUACGAAAAAUUUUAAAUUUACUGUUUUUUUGUUUGAUUUAUCAACUUUUUUUGUAAUAACCCAAAAAAAUAAGUUUAAAAAUUCAUGCUUGGAUUCUUGCAAGGGGCAACGCGACCGCGACCCUUCGAGUCAUUCCAAUUUUUGUUCCAAUCAAAGAUAAAUUGAACAAAAAAAGUACCGCAUCUCAACAUAAUUUCGCACGAAAAAAGUUUUGUUUUCUCUUCUUUUUUCGAAAAAGUACCAAACUUUAGCCGGAAAGUUGUUUUUCAUGGUGCGCCUUUAAUAAGUCGAGAUAGAUCAGAUGUCAAAAAAAAAGGACGCCAAGCCGACCGCGCCGCACCGGGAGGCGUCGUUGAUCUGGUCCUUUUUUGUCCACCUCUACACAUCAAAUGUAAAUCUCUUGAUUCUAUGACGAAGAGGGUUGAAUUUGAUGGAUUGGGUCCGCUUUGAACUCAAAGCCGGUUCCUUCUGCCCUCUUUUUCAAAAAAACGUUUAUUUUUAUUUUUUUGUUCUUCAAAAAGGAUGCCGCCAGAACAAUUUUUUUCGUUUCUUUUUUUCGUCUCGGUAAGCUGAAAGCAACAAUUUCCGUUGAUUUCAAGCUGGCUCUUUUUUUUGUAAAGAAAAAGCGCAAUUUUUGCCCGAGGGUUUUGAUUUUUACCUUUUUACCAAAUUUUUUUGAAAUUUCAAGGUUGUGAUUUAUCCAUAUUAUGCACUGGAAACAAAUUUCUCAUUGUCAAUGACAACACAGUGGUAGCGGAACUUAAAAAGCGAACAACUAUCCAGGUCAAACUUAUUGCUCAGCAAGUUGCGGAGGAUGGUUUUGUAGCUGCAUGUCGCUGACCUCGGCUUGCCUAUUUUAUCGAAUUUACGCUCAACCAACUGAUGAACACUUAUUCGCUAAAUACACAUGCGCUAACUGGCCAGGGGAAGCAGUACUUAGUGUUACUAUCCAAACGGACUCUGAUUCGAAAACAGUGCCCAUGAAAAUAUCCGAAGGAAUCACUUCUUCAUGGAAAAACAACAAUGUUGCCUCAAAUUUGACUCUGCCAUCUUUAGAUCCUAUGAUAACAAACAUGAACUUCAUCCAACUAGGUAACGAAAUAGCAAUCGACGAUAGCUUAUCAUUGUAUAAUUACCCACUCCAUUGUGAAGAAAAUAGAAAUGGCACUUAUCACGAAAAAUGGAUUUGUACAGCUGGCGAAGAAGCAGCCAAUUCUGAAUGCAAAAAUACGAAUCUUUUUAAAUCACUUUGAUCGGAAAACUCUCUACCUUUUUUAGGAGAAGGAUAUCAAAUCGUAAAAUCAGAUUCUCCAUCAGUUCCAAUAUUAAAGACUUACUUCACGUCAUUUCAUUUUCAAAUAAAAUUUAAUCAAAUAUUACACCUCAAGUAUUUUCAACUCUCUUCCAUGUAUUAUCACGGAUUAUACUGACUACGUAGGAUGCUAUAAAUGCAAUAAACCGGCUACAACUACGAUUACUUCAUUUUCAAAUUUAGAGUUCCAAUGAAAGUUUCCGAAAUUGCGAAAUCUUUCGAAAUUCUGGAAGAAGUUCAGCGACAACGAAAAAGAAAGCGUUUCGAAGACAACAACCCCCGGAAGCCGUCAAAUGCGCCUUCUGCGACCUCGAACACCUUUCUACUAACUGUACCAUCACUAUGGAUCCGACGGACAGAUAUGCCAUUAUCAAAGCUAAAAAACUCUGUCCCAUAUGCAUUAACCCCAACUCCCAUCUACUUUUUAGAUGUAACUACUUGUACAAAACCGCAUCCUCGGCGACUUGCCAGGUAUCGGAAUGCAUCUCCUUUGGAGUCUUACACGCAAAAAUCUUGUGCAAAAGGUCUCAGCACAACUCCUCAUAAAUCCUGGAACUAGAAUAUAAAAUCCCAUAACAUAAAAUUUUUUUAAAUUACCAUCUACAAUUGUUUUUCUCUUCCUAUUAUCAUAUUAUAUUAUUGAUACUUAAUGAAUGUAUUUAAUCAAUUGGAAGAACUGAAAAAAAGCAUGAAGUCAACAAAAAAACAUUAAAACGUCGCACUUUGCACGGAAAGAGGCAUAUAUCCUGUUAAAUUCUUUCAAACUAAUAAUUUUUCAAAUAUACCUCAUAGCUGCAACCGACCUGCAACGGGACACUACGACUCUGAUGGGGAAAACUUAUUUGGAGAUAAAAAGGACCGAAAAAGUGGAUUUUUUUUUCAAAUUUUAGCAGAAAACGGAUCUUUCAAAAAAUUAGGAAACCGAUAUUGUCCAUCAGAAUUUGAGUUUUCAAAGAUUAUUUUCAGACGGUAAUUGAAAGGAAUAGUUGCUUCAAAAAGUCUCGCAAACCGUUUCAGGUCGGUUGCAGCUAUAAAUUAUCUUAAGUAAGGUUAGAAAUUGAACGAAAUAAGCCUUGAUAUUGAAUUUCGAUUAAAAAUCACCUUUUUUCAUUCAAUUUUCAUCAUUUUUUUAUUUUAGGAAGUAUCGGUAGGUUACCAUUUCUUCUACCUUUCAGUAGAAAGCCUCUUUAUUUUCAGUUUCUUAUUGUAACUUUGAUCUGGAAUUUUUUUUUUGGGUAUUUCUCGUGGAAAAAAUAGGCGGUUUUCGAUAAUUGGCACUGGUAUCGAAUGUGCAAGGGUGUGGUUAGACACUUCAAAAAAAAGGAGCUCUUAGUCUUAAAAAAUUUUUGUUCUAGUUUGGCCUGGAAUAAAGUUCCGCCUGGUUUUUUGAUCUCUUAUUUAAUAUCAAUUCUCGUGUCUGGUUCAUAUGAUUUGCACCAAUCGGCGAGGGAAACGAGUUUAUAUCAAGCUUUAGUAAAUGUCAUUAACGGGGCUUUUCCUUUAUUUAGCUCUUUCUCUCAAUUUUCUUACGAUUUCCGUUCAAUUCGUCAAUAUUAUUUUUUGUAGGCAUCACGUUUUUAUAUAUUAAAAAAAACGAAAUAGUAAUUAGUUCAAUCGCUUUUUACUCUGUCAAAUUAAUAUUAUAAAUUUUUUUGUUGCAGUUCGAAAUAAAAAUUUAAAUUCAACAUCUCAAAAAGUCAAAAAAACGUAAAUCUUGUUGGAUAAACUCGACCGAAAUAAUUUUUAUAAAAAAAUUUUCUGAUUUUUUUCCGGGAUUUUUUUCUUCCAAGUGUGCGAAGAGAAUUGAAAAAAACUAUUUGGUUAUAGGAAAUAACCAUCAAAACUUUAAAAAAAUAUUAUAAUCCUCAUUUUUAUCCAUGGAGCGCAUUUACUCGAAAAUUUCUAAGCUUUAUUCUUUUUGGCUCUUGUUUUUUUAACGAUUUGUUUUUUUGAACAUUAAACGACGCUGUUUAUAAUUUAAAAAAAAAUCAAAAAAGCAUGUAUAUUUUCGUAAAGCAGCUCCUUUCCGAAAAACACCUGUCGAGUGGACUUUUACUCCUAAAAUUUCAAUAAAGUUACUUUUCCAGAUCUUUCCUUUUUCUGCAGCUGAAGAACACUAAACUUCACCUGGAAAGUUAAAAGUUGAAAGUAUCUUGUUUUUUUCACAAUUUUCUUUUUUUUUAAAGCUUAUCAUGGACAAUCUCACGAGAUUGGAAAAAAAGUACUUUCAGAUGAAAAAGACAUUUUUUUAACGGAAUAACUUGGUAUUUUCAUGUCGUCACAGCUAUUAUGGGGAUUUCUUUGAACUGUAUUUUUUUAUCAUUCUUAUUAUCACAAAAACCACAAGGCUUUUUAAAGCCAUAUUGGUCGGUUUUAUCAAGGUUUUUCAACUUUUUGAAAUUUUAAGGAUUCUUCUUGUUAAUGUCGCCACGACGGAUUUGAUUUUAUCGGCCGCGUCUGGCUUCGUAAUGACGAGGUCUAUUUUUUUGGCUUGCAGGAAGAUUUUUAUCAUUUUAUCACUAAAUUUAUCAAAAAUUACGGAGUUUUAGAAUAAUGACGAUCGGUAACAAUAUAGCUUUCGUGUUUCAUGGUUUUUGUGGCCGUUUUGGUAGCGAGCUUUGCUUUCAAGGUGAGUCAUUUGAACUGUCUAGCCUGUCUGCGCUCUUUUUUCUCUCAUCGAAAAAAAGAAAGAAGUCAAAGACAUGAUGAUUGAUGUAUUUUUACAAGGAGAAAUUUGCGUUGGAGCCAUUUUUAUAAGAUAACCGAUGAUCUUUCGAUCUCACAAGCUUAGCUUUCUGCUGCGCCCGACCUUGAGCUACUUUGAAAUAUAGGAAAAUGCAUCUAUGGCCUUCCAAUUCCGAAAAAAAUGACUAUGAAAUACAAUUUAUAGGCCACUCGUUCAUCCUACACUGUCUGGUGCAUUGCGUCCUACUUACAGUAAUCUCUUUCGCCUAUCGUCUUUUCGUUUUAAGACGUCCUCCGCCGAAACCGAUAUUUUUGUGGCUUUCUAUCAUUGCCAUAUAUAUUCCAUCGUUUGUCAUGUUUGUAAGUUUUGAAUAAUUGGAUGGGAAUAUAAUAUUAGAAAUUGAAAAAAAAAUUCUUGAAAAGGUUAUUUACAUCCAAGUAAAAGAAGGUUAUGGAGACACUUAAAAAUCAAAGUUUUCUCAAUUUCACAUCAUUUCCCCGCCAAAACCAUGUUAAUAAAUAGACUUUUUUGAUGAAAAUAUCGUAGUAUCAAAAACUAUAAAAUUAUCAUAUGCGUUUUCAGUACACCUAUCUCUACGCUCUGGAAAAAGACCCUUCAAUAAUUGAAGGCCUAAAAAAGCAGAGGAACAAUAUCGAUUGGGAAAAUUUAGCCCACGGAUUCACAAUCUCCGUUUUUACAUUCACUGUUGCAGGUGUGAAUUUUUGAAGCUCCAAAUUUUUUCAUAAUUACAGGGUGCUGUAAUUAUCUGUUUCUAAUAGCUACGGUCGGAUGUUUCACCGUAAUUAUAAUCCGACGGAAAGCCCAUGCAAUAUUAUUAACAGCCAGCCAGUCUUUGAGCCCCUCUACGAAGAGAGUUCACAAAACUUUGAUGAAGGUCAGAAACUCCAUCGUUUUUUUGGACCUUGAUGAGGAGAAAAUGAGAAGAAAGUUAAACAGAAAAAAUAAAAAUUAGUUGAAAAAGUGCGCUUUUUACUAAAACAUCCACAGGUUGAGAAAAAUUGGUCGCACUUGGAAUGGCUCAAGGCGUUGCGGUUCUUUUUAGCGAUUUUUACCUCGAUUGAAAGAAAAUGCUAAUGCUAUUCAAUGAUAAAAAAAUUAUAAAAAAAAGCCGAGUCUUAUAAAGCAAAAAUGGCUUUUUUCCAAAAUAGCCUCAUGUUGGAAAAAAAAAUUGGUCGCACUUGGAAUGGCUCAACGCGUUGCGGUUGCGUUGCGGCUCAGUUUUGACCGUCAUUCUUUCAAUACCAACGUGCGAAGGACGUUCCGAAGCCGGCUGAUUCACCAAAAACACUUCCCAUGCGUUAGUCAUUCCAAAUGCGGCCAUUUUUGGCUUCUAACAUUCCAAUUUUUAACUUGAAGUCCUCUACUAAUGUCAGGCUCAGCUUGAAAUCGCUGUCUUUUCAUUGUUCAUGCCUCAAAAUACCACUGUUUCGCUCCCCCGAACGGGAAUGGUGUCGAAGUUUAUCUCGACUCCAUUUCAAUGGGUCGGAUCUAAAUUUUACCUCAAAAUCGGGUAUUUAGCUGACGCUAUCAACAUUCUAACUAUCCGAAAGUUCUGCUGGUUUAAAAUCGGUUUUCAUUGUGAAUUUUCGAGCAAAGUUCUUGGCUGUAAAAAUGAGCCUAUCAUUGUCAAAAUUGAAAUACGCAUUGAUGAAUUGGUACUGCUAAACAAUAUAAAUGGAAAAGACCUUUCAAUUCCAAAUUCCAGGCCCUGGCGAUGCAAGCCUCACUUCCAUUCCUCAUGUACAUUGCCGACUUGAUCUUCACCUCGAUUUACCUUUUCGGUAUAAAAUCUUCCCCGAUGGAAAACUCGGUUUUUCUCAUAACUACGCUUCCGCCGGCCUUGUCGCCAAUCAUGUACAUCUACUACGUCCGACCUUAUCGGUUUUUUCAUUUUCAACUUUUGUUCUCAUUGGUUUUUUUUUUAGAAAAGGUCUUCUGGAAUGGAUCAGCAAGUUCACAAGGUGCAAAAAUCAAUUGGCUCCGAUUUAUGUCGCCGGAACGGCUUCGAGUUUUUCCAAAACAUUCCCCACCGGCGAUCAUUAAAAUCAACGAGAAAUCUUGAAAUUUAUUAUUUAUUUUUUUAGAAUUUUUUUCGGGUCUAUGUUUCAAUUGUAUUUGCAUUUAUUAAAACUCAUUUCCAAAUAAAUAUUCUCAAAUUUUAAAUUUUCAAGAGUUGGGUGAGUGUGUUGCUUCGUUUUUUUAUAUCAAUCAAAAAUUUUUUUAACUUUAAAAUCAAAAAUUCUGGAAAGUUGUUAGGCCAAUGGCGUCAUCGUCCCUUUUUUUCUAUUCGAAAUCUCAUUUUAUUUUUAUUUUUUUCUCAAUUUACGGAAAUUUUUAUUUUUGAUUCAACUUAUAAAAGUAAACGUUGAAAAAAGAACAAUAUGACGCGAUACACAGAAAAGAACGGAAAUUGAAAUCUCCGAAUUGUUUUCCUCGGGAAAAAAGUAGGUAUUUGUGAAGUUAACUUUAUUUUGAGCAGCAUCAGAAAACUGGAAAACAAGGCCUUUUUCAAUUUAAAAUCUGCCCUCUAACUGCAUUUUUGGGCAGCAGGUUCCUUAAAGAUUAAUUUUUUUAGCUUUUUCUCUUUUUCUAGUAGUCCUAGCUUCAAAAAAAUUUCUAUGGAAAAAAACUUUCUCUCAUUAUUUUUUUACAUCAUUUUCAAAAGAAUUAUUAUACUUCCCAUAAGAAUUUUUCCAGAAGUUGAACACAAACCGAGACUUCACCUUAAACAAAAUUGUGUAAAAUCAUCAAAUCUCGUGGGAAAAGUAGUUGAGCAUGAGAAAGUUCAAUUUUUGUCAAAACUGACUUUUGAGCCCGAGUUUGAUGCCUGGAAAAAAGAGAAUUUAAAAUUUCAGCCCACAAGCGGACAAGAAAUCAAGCUGAAGACAGAUUUUUAUUCUGAAUUUCUAAUUAACGUCAUUGUUACCGUCUACGGCAUUUCAAAAAUGAAGGAAAUUCCGAGAAAAAGGCCGAUUUAGUUGUCGCAUUAUGAAUAAGCGUAAUUAAAGAGGCAAAAAGAGAGUAAAGUCGGUUUUUAGAUCCUUUUUCCAUUCAUUUUGAACCAGAAAAAAUUGCACUUUAUUUUUUUUAAGCUGAAAAUGGAAGUCUUCGACGUCAUAACUUGGCAUCUACACGUCAUUCCGGCCAUUUUAGGCAUCUUUUUGAAUUUUUUAUUUCUACUAUUGAUUUUUACAAAAACGACACGACUUUUGAAACCGUAUUGGUUAGUUUCUUUCCUUGAAAAUCAGAAAAAAAUGUAUUCUUUUGAAGGAUUCUUCUUCUAAACGUCGCCAGCACCGAUUUGCUUUGUUCGGCUGCAUCCGGAUUCGUCAUGACUCGGUUUUUUUUUGGUAUUUAAGAAAAAUUUUAAGAAAUGGAAAUUUCAGGAUCAUGACAAUCGAUAAUCACUUGGGAUUCAUUUUUCCUGGCCCCUGCCGUUAUUUUGGCGAGAAAAUUUGUUUUUGGGGUGAGUUUAAGUCCUACAGUGGCUACUUGAGAAGUUCCUAUUCUGAACUUGCCAAGUGGCCGCUUAAGAGAUUACCCCUACUGAAAUUUCCGUGGUUAGAUUUUUAGUGGAAUAACUACUCAAUUGACCACUCAAACUCCUCAAAAAUUAGUCUCUUCAAGUAGAUUCAAUGCUUAAGUGACCACUCGAGACUCAAACCCCUCAAGUAGCCACUCUAAAAUUUCCUAGUUAUUUCUUCAAUAAAGCGAUCCCUUCAGGGCACUCGUUCAUGCUGAUGGUCUUGGCGCAUUGCGUCGUACUCACAGUAAUCUCCUUCGCCUAUCGUCUUUUCGUGUUGAGACAUCCACCGCCAAGUCAACGGCUUCUUUGGCUUUCUAUCUUCCUUGGCUUUCUUCCAUCUUUCGUCAUGUUUGUCAGUUUUGUGCUUUUUUAAAGAAAAAGCAAAAUAAAAUUACAGUACACCUAUCUCUACGCCUUGGAAUCAGAUCCUACAGUAACCAAUGAUCUGAAAAAUCAAAGGUCCGAUAUAAUUUGGGACAGUUAUACUCAUGCGUUCACCAUCACAGCCUUCUCCCCAACUGUGGCAGGUAAAAUUAAUUUUUUUUAACAUUCAAAAAAUUAAAUUAAGGAUGCUGUACCUAUUUGGGCGUCUUGACCACGGCCGCUAUCGCUACAGUACUCAUAAUUCGACGAAAAGCUCAAAAGAUCUUGACUAACGCCAGUGAAUCGUUGAGCCCAUCGACGAAGCAGCUUCACAAAACAUUGAUGAAGGUACAAUUUUUUGCAGCUUUUGACGGGAAAUAAAGAUUUGAAAAAUGAAGGAAAAUUUAGGAAAAAUAUAGUCAAUGUUUCCCGACUUGAAAGGCGAAGGAGGCGGGGCAUGAGGCGGGACGCGUAGCGUGUGCGUACGCGGUUCUUGGCACGAUUUCAAUUCAUUCACCGCCGAUUUUUUAAAAAGCUCGUCAACCGCACUUUUUCUGUAUUUUCUACUAUUUUUUGAUGCGAACAUGAACACAAUCAAUAAAUAAUUGAAAAAGGAAUGAAAAGAGCGAAAAACGGGCUUUCCAAAGAGUCGCUGGCGGUUAAAUUGAAUUCGUGCCAAGAACCGCGUACGCACACGCUACGCGUCCCUCCCCUGCCCCGCCUCCUUCGCCUUUCAAGUCGGGAAACAUUGACUAUACAUUUUUUUUUAGAAUCUAUUAAACUUCCACUACUUUAAAAUUUCGUUAACAUGAAAAAAUAUCGGGAUAUGAUAAAACAAAUCCAUACGGCAGAAGUGCGAUCUCUUUCAAAAAUGUAGGGACCGCAAAGCCACGCCCCUUUUCGCGAUAGAAAAAGUGGCUUUUUUUUGGUUUUCAACUUUCAUUUUGUUGUAGUUGCAAAAUAUGUGGAACUGGAUAAUAAACUUUGACACACAUGUACAGAAAAAGCUUCCUCUUUCGUUUAAAAAAAAUAUUUCACGCUUUUUUUGAUGCGUUCUCGCGGAAUGUCGUACAAAAAAACGUGAAUGGAACUAAAAAAAUUUUGUCAUUUUUUUGCUUUUUUUCAUGUGUUUUUCAGGUCGAACGCACUCUUUCUUUUUUUAAAUAAUGAUUUUUGAUUCAAGUAACGAAAAUUUUUAAAACAAUAAAAUAAAAAAAUUCCUCUUUGCCAAAAAAAAUUUUUAGGGAGCGCCGAAAGUCAUAAUUCAAAAAUAUCGUUAAUAAGCGAAUAUAAUCAAGUUUUUUUGUUUUUUUAAAAAAAUUUAGACCAUGGGCUUACUUAAAUUUUUUUCUCCACAGCAUCUGUGUUUGAAAAAAAGUUGUGUGAUACGCAAAAAAAUGCUCUUGAAAAUAGAGAAUAAAAUUAGCGGCGUUUAUCACACAGAAAGCGGCCGAACGCAGGUUUUUUAAACGAUUAUAUACAUUUAUUAGUGAAAAAUCUUUCAAUUGAAAGAAUAAAAUAAAAAAUUCGUCUUUGCCAAAAAAUUUACGGGGCCGUUUUAAGGCAGCGAUCGUUAAACGAGGAAAAAAAGCACUAAAAAAACAGUUUUUUUCGAAGUGAAUUUUUCACGGAAAGUUUGAGUAAAGAUUUGCGAACAUAUUCUGAUAAAAAAAUAGCUGAAUUACUUCAAGUUUUUUUAUUUUUUUGAAAUAGGCAAUCUGUGCUAUCUAAACGGCUCAAGGGUAAGGCGGAUGGAAGCUCCCCUUGCUAGACCUAGCAGCUUGGCGCAGCGCGUGCGCUGCGAUUUUUUUCAUUUUGAGGUCGCGAGUUCGAUGCCCGCAAGCGUCAGUUUUUUUGUUUUCUGGAAAAUACCGACUUUUUUUCGGCAAACUAGCUGAUGAGCAUCAUUUUAGCACUCUAUUAUGAUUUGUUACAUCAUAAUAGACCAGUAUCAAAAACUUGUUCUAGAAGAAAAAAAUCGAGAAAAAAAUGUCAAAAUGGAUAAUACCAAAAUUUCAGUACUAAAAAAAUGGUGCGCGGCGCGCCACAUUUUUUCGUCAUAACUUGAAUAUUGAAUAUUUAUUUCACUCCAAUACAUAAAAAUAACAUGAGCUAUAAAGAAAGAGGCAAAGUUGGGCAAGAAUUGUAUGGGAGUGAAAUGAGCACCGGUUUUUAAUACGCCCUCACGAGCGAGAUUUACCGGUAUAGGGAAUAGAACACGUAGAAGGAUUUUUGAUCACAGUAGACGUAAGGGAAUGUUGGAAAAGAGUUCUUCGUUGCUUAGCGAGUCGAGAAACUUUCUGAAACGGGUGGUAGACGUGUUAGGGUUGAAUCUUGAGCAGAGUCUAUUCCAAAGAGGAAUGACAGUGCUAAAAAAACUAUUAAAUCGGGAACCAGUCUGAAUCAAACGAAAAGGAUACCGAGGUGAACGACUUCUACUGAAAAACUUUUCUGCGCUAGGAAAGUGGUAAAUGCCCAGGACGAUUUUUUGAAGCGUUACUAGAGCAAUAGAAGUUCUCCUACGGAAAACAUGAGUAGAACCGAGUACAUCAAGGCGAUGGGAGUAUGUGUCAAAGGAUUUAUUACGUCUCAUGAAAACUUGCCUAGUAUAAUGACGGUAAGGUUUUUCAAGGAGGACGGAAAGUUCUGAAUUUAUAGGCGGUGAGAAGAUUUCAGAGCAAUAGUCAAGAUAGGGUCUAGCAUACAUGUUGAAUAGUAAAUUAUACUGCUGGAUGUUCAAGUGAGCAAAAAGCUUUGAGCAGCUGUUUAGAUUUGAGAGUGGCAAUGUUGACUACAUGAUUAAUGUGAGGGCUGAAACAAAAAAAUUUUUUUAUCGAUAAAGGAGACCGAGGUCUCUGACAACAGUUUCAGAUCGAAUAGGUGAGCCAUUAACAUUGUAAACAUGUUCAGGAUUGUUUCUGCCUAGAUGAAGAACAACAGUUUUAUUGGCCGCAACUGGGAGGCCCCAAGUUUUUGGACCAAUCGAGCAAUCUAUUUAUACUGUCUUGGAUAGCAUCAGGGUUAUCUGAAGAGAUUUUCAAGUCAUCGGCGAACAAAUAUGAAGUAACGGAAGAAUCAAAGAUAUCUGGGAGGUCGUUGACAAAAAUUAGGAAAAGAAGCGGGCCAGUGACAGUGCCUUGUAAGCCCUUUAAACGAUUAUAUACAUUUAUUAGUGAAAAAAAUAUUUCAAUUAAAAAGAAUAAAAUAAAAAAAUUCGUCUUUGCCAAAAAAAUUUACGGGGCCGUUUUAAGGCAGCGAUCGUUAAACGAGGAAAAAAAGCACUAAAAAAAACAGUUUUUUUCGAAGUGAAUUUUUCACGGAAAGUUUGAGUAAAGAUUUGCGAACAUAUUCUGAUAAAAAAAUAGCUGAAUUACUUCAAGUUUUUUUAUUUUUUUGAAAUAGGCAAUCUGUGCUAUCUAAACGGCUCAAGGGUAAGGCGGAUGGAAGCUCCCCUUGCUAGACCUAGCAGCUUGGCGCAGCGCGUGCGCUGCGAUUUUUUUCAUUUUGAGGUCGCGAGUUCGAUGCCCGCAAGCGUCAGUUUUUUUGUUUUCUGGAAAAAUACCGACUUUUUUUCGGCAAACUAGCUGAUGAGCAUCAUUUUAGCACUCUAUUAUGAUUUGUUACAUCAUAAUAGACCAGUAUCAAAACUUGUUCUAGAAGAAAAAUCGAGAAAAAUGUCAAAAUGGAUAAUACCAAAAUUUCAGUACUAAAAAAAUGGUGCGCGGCGCGCCACAUUUUUCGUCAUAACUUUUUUCAUCCUCAAUCUUUUUCGAAAAACUAAACGGUUCUGAGUUUUGAAUCGAAACAGCUAUCAAACCAUACAAAGCUCAAUGCUGAAAAAAAUUUUUUGAAAAUUGGUCUGCGGUCCCUACAAAAAUGAAACCUGGACUUUAAGAAAAAAAGAAGCGUAGAGUUCCAAAAAUGUUCUUAUUAUUCAUAAAUCUUGAAAAAAUCUGUAAACAAUUUCGCAAUUUGAAAAAGGUCGAACGAUCCGUUUUCAAGUUACCUGCAACUCGUUUGCAGCUCAAUUGCAGCCUUACGAAGAACUUGCAAUACAGCCAAAAUUGCAACCUAGCUGCAAAUGACCCUCUGUCGAGCUACAACUCAGCCUGUUUCUGCUUACAAACUGCAAACUUCCUGCAGUUUGUAUGCAAACUAGUCUGUACUGAGUUGCAAAGUUCUUACUACUGGUUACCCGAGUAAGAUCUUGAGAUUUGUACCAUUUAUAUCUAAAUAAUUGGGAGAAAACCUUUUUCGGAAAUUCGAAACUUUUUUACCUUUUUCUUUCUCCUAAACUUCUGGAUUUUCCACAUCAAUUUCCAAAAAUUCAACAUAAAAUAGUCGAAUAUCACAUCAAGCAACGUAACUCCAGCUGAACUAUAGUCAAAAUGUCGUUGCUGAACGCUGCUCAAACUAUUUUUCCCUUUUUCCAGGCCCUAGCGGUUCAAGCUUCCCUUCCAUUCCUUAUGUACAUCGCCGACUUGAUGUUCACCUCGAUCUACCUUUUCGAAAUAAAAUCUUCGCCCGUUGAAAGCUCAGUUUUCCUGAUAACGACUUUUCCGCCGGCCUUGUCCCCUAUCUUGUACAUUUACUACGUUCGGCCCUACAGGUUUGUAAAAUUUUUUUCUCUUUUUUUCUAAAAAGAAUGAAUUUCUUUAUCUUUAGAAAAAGGCCUACUGGAAUGGACCAGAAGAUGUACAGGAUACAAGAAUCAACUACCUCCAAUUUAUGUCGCCGGGACGGCUUCGAACUUCUCAAAAACUUAUCCUGCCAUCGAACAUUGACAGGAAAAUGA